Messenger RNA from Didymodactylos carnosus, 726 nucleotides. The record is from the annotation of a GenBank genome assembly. NCBI's taxonomy places the organism in Eukaryota, Metazoa, Rotifera, Eurotatoria, Philodinida, Philodinidae.
AUGUAUUAUACUCAUCCUGAUGAUCGUAUUUUGUCACCUUCAUAUCAACCAUAUCGUUCUCAUUUUUAUAAAAUCGGAAAACAAGAGCCAUCUCAAUUAUCAAAUAUUCAACCUAUUUUAAUUAAUGAUCAUAUUCAUUUUGAAUUUUCAUCUAUUUUAAAAAUUCUCUUACAUUUUUCAGUUUCAUUAUUACAAUUAUUUUCAACAUUCGCUAUUCUUGCGUUACAAAUCGUUUUAACUGUAACAAAUACAUGUGCUUAUAAAAUUGGUGUUGGUUUUUGGUCAUUUCCAAUCUUGUGUCUAGCACCCAUAUCAAUUUGGCUUCUAUUAUGGAAACAAAAUGCCAAUAUCUCUCUUCUCACAUUCAUAUUUCAUUUUAUUUCUACUAUAUUUUCAACAGCCGUUAUUAUUGUUAGUUUCAUAGCAUUACUUCAAAAUGUUGAACAUUGUACAAACUCAAAUUAUACCUAUUAUUUUUAUUCACUUAAUGGUGCAUUGAUUGGUGUAGCCAUAUUUUCUAAAUUAAUACAUUAUCUAGAGAUCAUUCUAUUGUAUAUUCUAUUACAAAAAACACAGCGUAUGUCAGCAACGUUUAUCGAUAAAUUUCAUCAAAAAAAUUAUUAUUUUUCAUUAGACAACGACAGCAGUCAUAAUACAAGAAUAACAAGAAAAACAUCGGUAGCAAAAUUUAUGCCUGGAAUAUUUAGAAGAGAAUUCGAAGCGUAA